AUGUCCGAAGCGAACUCGAAGGCCUUCCCGCUCGCCAACGCGCAGCUCACCAACCAGAUCCUCGACCUGAUUCAGCAGGCUUCCCACUACAAGCAGCUGAAGAAGGGUGCGAACGAGGCGACCAAGACUCUUAACCGCGGUAUCGCCGAGUUCAUCGUCAUGACGGCCGACGUCGAGCCCAUCGAGAUUGUGCUCCACCUCCCCCUUCUCUGCGAGGACAAGAACGUUCCCUACGUCUUCCUUCCCUCAAAGACUGCACUUGGCCGCGCGUGUGGCGUCUCGCGUCCCGUCAUCGCCGCUUCCGUCACUACCAACGAGGCGCGCGAGCUCACUAGCCAGAUCCAGGCCGUCAAGAACGAGAUCGAGAAGCUGCUCAUCUAG
Cutaneotrichosporon cavernicola is the source of this 381-nucleotide messenger RNA. RefSeq lists its product as uncharacterized. Lineage: Eukaryota; Fungi; Basidiomycota; Tremellomycetes; Trichosporonales; Trichosporonaceae. The coding region runs from base 1 to 381 and encodes 126 amino acids. Gene Ontology annotation, molecular function: RNA binding. The transcript has 2 exons. The record is from RefSeq and is a predicted model, not a curated record. Gene Ontology annotation, biological process: ribosome biogenesis; mRNA splicing, via spliceosome; maturation of LSU-rRNA. Gene Ontology annotation, cellular component: box C/D methylation guide snoRNP complex; nucleolus; precatalytic spliceosome.